Messenger RNA from Ostrea edulis (European flat oyster), 3656 nucleotides. RefSeq lists its product as uncharacterized. The transcript is spliced from 6 exons. The record is from RefSeq and is a predicted model, not a curated record. Gene Ontology annotation, biological process: regulation of translational fidelity. Lineage: Eukaryota; Metazoa; Mollusca; Bivalvia; Ostreida; Ostreidae. Gene Ontology annotation, cellular component: cytoplasm. Gene Ontology annotation, molecular function: double-stranded RNA binding; nucleotidyltransferase activity; tRNA binding. The coding region runs from base 1 to 2331 and encodes 776 amino acids.
AUGUUCAGAAUUAAAAUAAUGUCAAGCAUUGCUUUAUCUUCAAUCUCGCUGAGCAUUUUGUUUCUUCUGCAGACGGUAAAUUAUAUAGGUUUAGAAUCAUCAGGUGUGUACUUGUUUUCAACUCUGACAGCCGGAAUCGUCACGCUGAUAUUUGCUGCUCUCUCGGCUCUAUCCGUUUUCAUACAACCUUCAAGAGAAACAGCACUCGCAUCCACGACAGUCUUUAUUACCUCCAUUGUCUGGGCCUCAGUUGGUCUGUCAGAUAUUUCCAACGAAGUCAUUCAAAGCAUAUCCGAAGGAAACUCGUCAGCGGAAACGUUUUCACAAAGAGAAGUUUUACUUCCGGGUCAUGGAACGGUUGCACUUUUAUUCGGCAUUUUCUCGGUCUGUUUACUCACAUACAAUCACAAGAAAGACUUGGCUGCUUUCAUGCUUCUUUCAUUCUUGUUGUCGGUGUGCGUCAUCGUCAAUACGUGGGUAGAUUUUAAAGGACGUAGUUUGCUUUUUAUAUCACUUUCUUUUACUACCUCCUAUAUUAGUGUCAAAAUACUGCUAGAAUCAUUUACAAGAAAUACUCAGAAAACACAAAAUGAUGACACUGAGUUUGACGACAAACGGACGAUUAGAUUUGCUUUGAAUGUCCUUUCCCUUUCUCCUUGGAUCUUUCGAAGUAUUGCAUUAACCGAUGUUGCUGCCCGCAGUUUCGUUUGGCCGUUAACAUCCGGUCUAUUUCUCCUCGUCCAUGGACUAUCGGGACUGAGAAGGGGAACUGUCACUGUAUCUAACUAUGCUGUAGUUGAUGGUCUAUUCUGGAGCUCACUGGGCGGGUCUAUGUUUAUAAACGUCUUGAAAGAUUAUACAAAUGUUCUGUUUCCAGCCGUUUCAAUUCCAGUGUUGGUGAUUUUUCUAUUACUUGCUCUGAUAUUAUUUUAUACCGAAGUUUUAUUGUCCUUACAGUAUUUCUUUCUUUCAAUGUUUGUGCUAGUUAUAACCUUUGAUGACGAAGGAGGGGUUUCUGUUGCCGUUUUUACUUGGAUUUGUUUCACUUUACACGUAUAUGGGUACAUAUCUACGUUGUCAAGAUCAUUUUCAUUCAAAAUUCAGCCUCCUGUUGGACAAAACGCUCUUGAUAAGAUAAGUCCAAAAUGUUCUGGUCUGAAAGUUUUCUUUGAAAAUAAAGUUGAGACAGAAAACAGCUCUAAAAAUGUGUUUGAAUCGGACACAAUGCUUGGUUAUUCCAGGUAUGCUAACUUGGAAAUGAUUGGUUAUCUAUCGAACUUCAUUAGCGUCCUUUUGUUUGCCUGGGUUCCAAGUGAUACAACAUUGCUGUUGUUGCCUUGGAAUAUAACUUUUGGUUGUUGUAUUCAGUUUGCUGUGGGGUUUAUUGGUUUCUCUCGAGGUCAGACGUUUGAAAGUUCAUCUUUCCUAAUAUUUGCCUCCUUUUGGUCGAUCUGGGGAAGCUUGAGGGCGCUGGAUGUCACUGACUCGGGAAUGUCUCUUGGAAUCGGAGUAGGCGCCUUUCUGUUGAUAGGACUAGUGUUCAUUGGACUGUCUAUAACGGUGAGCAAAGCUUGGACGGGUAUAUUUGCAUGUUUUGUUUUGUUUAUAAUAACUAUAAUUCUAAAACUAUUCGGGGUAUCUGAUGGAUACAUUGCUGAGAAAAUAUUUGCAGUUUUGUUGUCAUUGGCACUGCUUUACACUUUUCUGUCUUACACUGUGAAAUUGACCUGCGGAAGAGAUAUAUUACCAUUAGGAAGACCUCUUCUGCAAAUCAGUCAAAUAAGUAAAUGUAAGGAUCAAAUGCUGUGGGCAUCUUCCCGUAAAUCGAGUGGUGUUAAACAAAUAGCUGAGAUGCUGAAGACUGGUGGCAUUUGUGGAAUUCCUUCAGAUGUAGUAUACGUUCUGGUGGCUUGCUGCAACCAUCCAAAAGCUGUAGAGAGAGCAUACAAGACAAAAAAGCAGGCAGAGGACCGUCCCAUGUCGGUGUGGAUAUCUAACUUCCGGCAAAUAGAAGCAGCUCGUCAAGAGUUUGGACCCCUUCUUUGGGAUUUUCUGCACGAAAUCUGGCCGUCAAAUGUUUCUGCUGUUGUGAAAAGAGGUGAAUGGGUGAAAUAUUUAGGACUUGAAGAAUCGGAGAGGUUUGUUGGUCGUCCAGACAGCGUUGCUAUUCGAAUCCCAGAUAGUACAAUUACCUGUCACCUCAUAGAUCAGUGUGGUCCCGUGACUGUUACGUCAGCAAAUCCCACGGGGGAAGGGGACACCACCCAUCACCUCCAAGUUUUGGCAAAGCUUGGAACCGAAAUGCUGGUAACGGUCUCGACAGAAAAGUGAAAAACUCUUGAAAAUUUCCGGUUACUGAAGGACGAGCGUGAUCCCAUCGCUGUUUUUACAUUACUGGAAGAAAUAAUUUCGUGCCUGGGCCAUGAACAUUAAAUAAAUUUUGUGACGAUAACCUCGUAAUUACGGCACAUUAUAUGUUCACAAUUGACAUAAAGUCGUAUGGAUGAACCUGUUGGGGCAUCAGUCCCGUUACACGUUAGUUUGUGACGGUUCAUAAUCUAGAAGCACAUAUGUGAACCGUGUUCAAGUAAACGAUCAGUAAGGCCAAUUCAUCUUAAUUGAUAGAUUAUCAUCCCGGUCCGUCCCAAUUUUUUUAUUUAGCGAAACUUGCGAUUUCCAGAAAAUUUUCAUAUCCGACUCUGGUAUUUACACUUCUUGUUUGCAUUUCCAGUAUAGCAACGUGAACAACCACGUUAAGAAAAUAGAUGUGGUUUUCUUAAUUUCUCACGUUCUUACGGGCGUAAAUGAAAGGAAGGGAUUAAUGUUCUUCAUAUCUUGAAGAAGUUUGGUGUCUUUCUGUGUUUGAAAUUUAAGCUUAACCUGGAAUUUGUCUGUGAAAUAAGCAUAGAUUGAUAUCCAUCUGGCAUUGACAAAAACUUGUUUGUCAUUAAUAUUUUCCUCAGAAAAUAGAAAUUAAAAAAUAAAAUCCUCCCACCCGCCCCAUACGUUUUGCUGACCCUGGAUGAUAAUAUACUAAUUAAGUUGAAUUGGCCUAAUCAAGAUUCAGAAAACAAUAAUACUCACAUUAACAUAUGACAGUUUGAGGAAUGGCAAACAUUUUGACGUGAUUUAUGCAUAUCCUAUGGAUAACAUAUAUAGUUAAUAGUUUUCUGGAACCAUGAAGUCAAUAUCAGGACCCUCCAAUAGAAAUUCUUGUAUAUGUACAAUUAAGAAUUCAUGGAUAUAUUUCAUGGUUGAAUGUGAUUACGAUUCAAGGAGUCAUAAAUUUUGAAUCAUUACUUCCUAUUUCAGUGUGAUGGUAUUUUAUGUGACGGACCUUCGAUGGAAAACGCCAUUUCUACGGUUGUUGAUUGUCGCGAAAUAGACAAUGGGAAACUGGGGUUCUUCCGAAUCGGCCUCACUCCAAAAUCUGCAGUCUUAGAAAUCUUAGACAGAGUAUUGGAGAGACAUGGGAAGCUUACGAAACAAAGUGAAGGCAUUCACAUGAACGGUGUUGCCGACUCCGCCAAAGACAACCUCGCUUUCGAAAUAGAAGCUGUAAAACAUCAUAAAAAUUGAUUUAAAGAAUUCUUGGUUUCUUGUCAUUGUUCAACUCAAAAAGUUUCUUUUUUGCAAAUAAACUGUUGUUUAAUGUU